AUGAAGUUCCUAGCAUUGAUUGUCGUGUUGGCAAUUUCUUUAAACGUGGUCACUGCUUGCACCCCGUCAACAAAUGGAAUGUGCAACCCAGAUCUGCUCCAAUGUUGUGGACUGCAAUUGAAAUCCGAUUUGGGUCUCUCUAAUUGUUAUGGCAUUCUUGCAUUCGAACCCGAAUGUCACCGACAAGAAAUUGAGAAUAUGUACAUCAAUGGUAUCAGUGGCUUGAUGAAAGUUUGCGAUGACGCUGUGAAAGUUGUUUCUAUGUACAAGCAGUUUGGAUUUGCAUGUGGUGCUGGAUUCGAAGGAUUCGCUAACAACGAUGCUUGCAUGUCACAGAUCUUCGCUACCAAACAAACUCAGAUCAACAGUUGUCGCGCCAAAUUUGCCAAUAACAUCUUGGCAGAUUACAAAAAUCAUUGCAUGUACUUUGAACAAUACACCGGAUGUUUCAACGCACUGUUUGAUCACAGCUCCUGCAACGCUGAGAGUACUUGGUGGGGGUGUGAAUACGCAAGACAAUCCGGAAGAGUUGUAUUACACGACUGCAACUUGCAAUGCUCCACAUUGUGA
This is a messenger RNA of Caenorhabditis briggsae, 570 nucleotides long. Lineage: Eukaryota; Metazoa; Nematoda; Chromadorea; Rhabditida; Rhabditidae. Bases 1 to 570 code for a protein of 189 amino acids. The transcript is spliced from 6 exons. The record is from RefSeq and is a predicted model, not a curated record.